Cynara cardunculus var. scolymus (artichoke) is the source of this 1219-nucleotide messenger RNA. RefSeq lists its product as uncharacterized. The transcript has 3 exons. The record is from RefSeq and is a predicted model, not a curated record. The coding region runs from base 41 to 868 and encodes 275 amino acids. NCBI's taxonomy places the organism in Eukaryota, Viridiplantae, Streptophyta, Magnoliopsida, Asterales, Asteraceae.
AUAAAUACUUCAACAUACUGAGUGCAGCUAUCCAGAAGGCAUGGCAACCACACCUUCUCCCAUUUCCAUUUCUGCUGCAAAUAUUUCAUUUCACGCCAGAUUGCCACUGCUUUCACCGUUUCCUUCUUUGGUUGUCGUCAAAUGCAGCAACCCCCUUCAUAUCAAUGCUAUUGAAAGCUCCAACCUCAUUAACAAUGGUGGUGGACUCAAGAAUUUGGUGAUAUCAGCUAUAGUGGACGACCAGGUAGAUGAAUCGGCCAACAGAAACGAAAGUGACGUUCUGUUGAAUGGAUUGGAUAAAUCUACACAAAUAGAUGAAUUGACUGAGAUCCAAAAUCAAGAAACCAAAGUCUCUGAGAUUGCAGAAUUAUCAGAAGCAAGACCAAUGGUGGAGGAAGCUGAGGAUGGCGAAAGAAAAGCCAUGAACAAAAACAAAGAGAAGUUGGAAUCAGUAAAAGCUGCAUCCAUUUCCGCCAUUGUUGGCACCUUGGCAAGCUUACCCAUUUCCUUAACUCAUGACACCAACGCCUUUCAGCUAACCGUUUCAACUGCAAUCACCAUAAUCACCUGUGCAUUGUAUGGUGCAACCUUCCGCUAUGCUGUCCGAAGAGACAUGGAUGACUUUCAUCUCAAGACUGGAACAUCUGCAGCUUUUGGCAUUGUCAAAGGAGUUGCUACACUGGAUGGACGCCCAUAUUUGGAACACGAAGCUGGAAGCUUAUUGCCACAGGCUUUGAAUGGUGCAAUUUGUGUGUCUGAAAAUGUUUUGAUUUUUCUUUUUGCUGCUGCUGGUCUGGAUAUCUGCUAUAAGAUGGGGAUAUUAAGUCCAUUUCCAGUUGAAAGAUCAGUUUCAAGGACUAAAAUGUAACAACAAAUCUAUUUAUACCAUAAACUAUACUGCUUUUCUAGAUUAAAAUUUGUACAUUCCUACCAAGACCCCAAGAUUCUGGAUACAACAUUGUACCGUGCAAAAACAAAGGAAAAAUACAAAAGGGUACAUUUGGUACACAUACAUGACAGGACUGGACGGACAUGGAAAAAUUGUGCAAGGUUUUAGAGUUUUAAUUUGACAUGGGUAGUUUAGUAUUUAAUCAAUCUUGUCUCAUCUCUCUGGUUUUUGUUACACCUAUUCUGGCGGUCAUGCCCCACUCUUAAUGUCGCAUCAAAUGUGUGAUAACUGACAACAAGGUUUUAAUAUGCAAUGAAGUGGUCUUCCUAG